GCGGGGGAUUCAUGCAGUCAGCCGAGUUGCUCUCCCACUCAUUCAGCACUCACCAGCGCAGCUUGGUGCAAUCACACCACUGCUCCAGGCGUCCUUUGAAUCAACCUUUGCGGUGGAUAUGCUGUGAUUACACGUCUCAUUUAACGGAGCUGACAGAGUGCAUGGGUUUUGCACCUUUGUUUAUUACAUUUGUUCCAGAGCAAGAGCAUCAGUCUGACACUUGAGUGAAUCUCUGUCCUCCGAGCUAAAGUCACUUUCUAAGGAGCUCCAGCAGUCUUCUAAGGCUGUAUCUGUAUGGAUGGGAAUGGGAACACGGUCUGCCCGCAGUAACCAUGUACAAAUUACAUGGAAACAUCACGUUUUCAUCAUACUGCUGUUUGUUAUCGUUUUAGCUUCCCAAGCAUGGGCACAGUGUAGGAUCCUGAGAUGUAAUUCAGAAUUUGUAGCUGCAACAUUAGACCUAGGAGGCAGUGGUGGUGGGAAAGAUGCAGGCAAUGUGGGUUACUGCAGCGCCCUGCGUUCCUAUGCCACCUGCACCCGGCGCACUGCCCGUGCCUGCCGUGGUGACCUGGCUUACCACUCUGCAGUACAGGGCAUCGAGGACUUGCUCAUCCAGCACCGCUGUCCUAAGUCAGGGCCCACAGCUCAACCCCGGCCUCUACCCCAGGCCCCAGUAUCUGGGGAUGCCUGCUUUUAUGAGAAAAGCUAUGUGCAGCGCGAAGGCCGUGCACCAGAGUACCUGCACUGUGGUGUGUUCGGAGACCCUCAUAUUCGCACUUUCAACAACGAGUUCCAGACGUGUGCUGUACCUGGGGCCUGGCCCCUCAUUGACAACCAGUUUCUCUACAUCCAGGCUACCAGCUCACACACUACAGAGAGCUCUUAUGCCACUGCACUCACCAAGGUCACAAUAAUUUUUAAAAACUGGAGGGAAUGUGCUGAGCAGCAGAUUUACCAGGCAGAGGUGGACAAUGUACCUGCAGCAUUUGUAGAUGGUUCUACAAGCAGUGGGGAGCGGCGAGGUCAGCACAGCCUGCAGGUGCAUUCCCAGGCCCUGGGACGGCAUGCUGAGAUCUGGGCAGCGCACAUCGGCACCACAGUUGUGGUACGUCAGAGCGGCCAUUCACUUGGGCUGGCUGUGCGUUCUCCACGUGCUAUUAUUGAGUCAUAUACCCUUGAACAGGACCUGCAGCUGUGCCUGUGGGGAUGCCCAGCCUCUCAGCGCUUACACACACCACCUGUGUUGCCUACUACGAUUGCAUACAUACACUGCUCAUCUCUACUGCCGGCCCAGGACGUCUACUUCCAGGCGUGCCUUUUUGAUCUGCUGGCCACUGGGGACAUGAACUCCAGCUCAUCUGCGCUCGAGGCUUUGGAAGAUGCCCGAGCCAUGAUUGCUGACCCAGAAAAGGUGCAUCUCGUGGCAACUGCAUCAAGCAGGCAGCCAUCAUGGCUCAUAGCAAUAUUCAUGACUCUGCUUACAUUUAGACUCAUAUUUUGAAUGUGAUCAUGUUUAUAUCAUUCAAAUGGCAGCUAUUUCCUAUUUUAAGAUUUUGUUACUUUUUUUA
Messenger RNA from Neoarius graeffei (lesser salmon catfish), 1568 nucleotides. RefSeq names its product hemojuvelin BMP co-receptor (gene hjv). The transcript is spliced from 5 exons. Gene Ontology annotation, biological process: BMP signaling pathway. The record is from RefSeq and is a predicted model, not a curated record. Gene Ontology annotation, molecular function: coreceptor activity. Gene Ontology annotation, cellular component: plasma membrane. Bases 299 to 1501 code for a protein of 400 amino acids. Lineage: Eukaryota; Metazoa; Chordata; Actinopteri; Siluriformes; Ariidae.